AUGUUCCUAGAAUUCGCCAGUACGACCUCUACUUGCAAAUUAAGAGUCUUUUCCAAGAAAGAGAAAUACUACUACAUAUUCUUCCUCGGCACAGCAGCUUCUGCUCGUGGGCAAGGCCUCUGUUCUAAAAUGGUGAAGCAUGAUCAGUCUAUUGCGGCGAAAGAAGGCCUUCCUAUUUGGUUGGAGGCUGCCACGGAGUAUGCCUUCAAGGUGUAUUUGGAGUUGAGAUUUGUGCUUAUUGAGGAGAUGAAGUUUGGUUGA
Molecule: messenger RNA, 261 nt
Organism: Botrytis deweyae
Lineage: Eukaryota; Fungi; Ascomycota; Leotiomycetes; Helotiales; Sclerotiniaceae
Exons: 1
Coding region: 1-261 (86 amino acids)
Molecular function (GO): acyltransferase activity, transferring groups other than amino-acyl groups
Source: RefSeq, a predicted model, not a curated record